GAACUGGCCAGCAGCAGUGGCCCCGCUGUCCUUCUUUCAUUUCUUCAUCUCUUUAUUUGGCCUCGAAUUAGCGGGUGUAAUCCCCGGCCUGUGACGGAUGCUUCAACUGCUGGCCUCUGGGUCUGACCCUCAGUGCACAUUUGUGGUGCUAGCGGUGUUGGCGCUCUUCGUUUGGGAUGUAAUCGAGGUUUGAGAAGUGAGUUCUGGAACCUGAAUUAGUGUUCUGGAACUCUCCAGAACUCCACUUUCCAGAACCAUGAGUGACACCCAAGACUCGGACUGUCACCUCAAAGGCGACGAGAAGAAAUCUUCAAGUCGGCCGGACUCGUCCACCUCCGGGCACAACACCUACACCAUCCCCAGUCCAACAGAUGUACAGAAUACAACCGGGAGACCAGAGCCACUGGUGCUCAAACUCGAUGAGAGGCAGAGACUGGCUCGAGAGAGGAGGGAGGAGAGGGAGAAACAGAUUGCUGCACGGGAGGCUCAGUGGCAGGAGCGAGAGGAGCGUGCACGGCAGUACUAUGAGAAGCAGCUGGAGGAGCGAAGGAGGCGUCUGGAGGAGCAGCGGCUGAAGGAGGACAAAAGGCGUGCCGCUGUAGAGGAGAAGCGACGGCAGAAACUCCAGGAGGAGAAGGCACGCUAUGAGGCUGUAAUGAGGAGAACUCUGGAAAGGAGUCAGAGAACCAAACAGAAACCCAACCGCUGGAGCUGGGGAGGAGCUCUCACCACCAGCACAUCGCACAACAGUGAUGCUGACAGAAGGUCAGUCUCCACCAUGAAUCUGUCCAAACACACAGACCCAGUCAUAACCAAACGCUUAUCCUCCUCUUCUGCCACGCUGUUAAACUCACCAGACAGAGCCUUACAGAAGCGGACGUCCCUUUCUUCCUCUUGCUUAGUAAAUAAAGUUCAGUCUAAAGCUCGAGGUUCCAGAGAGAAGAUCCAGCAGGACAAACCCGCAGGUAUGCGUCGUAUGCCUCUAACUCCAUGGGAAAAUACUGUAGUCAAUCGCUUACAGACCCCAACUCACUCUUACCUGGCCAGAAGCCGUAGUGCUAUGUCACUGUCUGGAGAUGCAGUGACCCCCGUUUGUCCUCGCUCAGCCUCCUGUCACCCAAUGAGCUCGCUGUCCUUCAAGUCCCUGCAGUCACGCAGUGCUGAGAGGCCAAUCAGAGCAGGUCUCAGCCUUGAACGACCCAUCAGAGCUGGAUACGUUGGCCCCGAUACCAUCCCCCGCAGAAAGACGACUCAUAACAUACCGGUUGAUAGGAAGGAUAAGGACUACGUGAGAAAGUCUUGGAGUAAUCUGUCAUAUCCUACUCCAACACUGACCCCGACACCCUUCAAGAGAGCACCCUCACCCGGCAGCCAGCGCGGCAGAGCCAGUCAGCCUUUGUCUGUCAGGAGUUCCGCUAAACCACCUCAGAAGCCUCCCGUGUCCAAAAAAUCCAGAUCUCCACCUCCACCAGCUUCCCUCCCUCUGUCACCCAGCAACCCCUCUCUGUCUCCCGGUAACCUGCGGCCCAACAGGGUGGCAUCAGAGAGCCCCAGAGUGACCCCGGAGGGCGAGAAGGCCAAGAAGGAGGACGAAGGGGAAAAAAUAGAGGCAGAGGAGGGCAAGAAGGAAGCAGAGGAGGCAAAAGGACAAGAGGAGGUGGAGCCAAGAUCAAGCACUGCCAAGACAGCAGCAGAGGCCACAACACCAAAAGCAGAGCCUGCCAGUGAGAGUGUUGUUAGUCCUCCAGCUAUUAGAACAUCUGCGGGCACUACUGACCCAGAGGAAGCCUCUCGCCUGCUGGCUGAGAAACGACGGCAGGCCCGAGAGCAGAGGGAAAGGGAGGAAGAGGAGAGGAGACAGCAGGAGGAGGCUGAGAGGCGCCACAGAGAGGAGAUGGCACGGAAGAAAGCGGAAGAGAAAGCCAGAAGAGAGGAGGAGGCUCAGCGUCUGGCCGAGGAGAAGAAACGUAAAGAGGAGGAGGAGAGACGCUUAGCAGAGGAGAGACUGCAGAAAGAGAGGGAGGAGGCAGAGCGCCUGCAGAAACAGAAGGAGGAAGAGGAGGCCCGCCAGCGUGAAGAGGCUGAGCGUUUACGUCAGGAGAGAGAGAAACACUUCCAAAAAGAGGAGGCUGAGAGACUGGAAAGGAAGAAGCGCCUUGAAGAGAUCAUGAAACGCACACGCCGAUCUGAUCAGAAAAGCACAACCCAGAGGAAUGGAGACAUGAGCCAACAGCGUGGUCAGGACUCUGCCCCUGGAAGCCCUUCGGUCACCGUAACCUCUCCACAAGCCCCUGAGGCCUCACAGCACAGUGACAAAAACGGACACGCCAACCCCAGCCUCAGCUCUCACACACUGCCCCCUGCUGGACACAAUGUGAGCACAGAAGCCCAGCUCCGUGAAAAUGGCAUCGUCAUGGAGACACAAGCCUUUGAGGAAGUGAUUGAGGUACCCAUGAUGACAAAACUGUCCCGUCAGGAGGGAGAUGGAGAGGAAGAGGACGAGAGGAGGAAGACCCCACUGCUGGCCUUCAGAGAGAACGGCAGCAGUCAUAACCUGACUGCCCUGGAUGACAGCCAGAGCCAGGUCCAAGCAGGUGAUGUCUGAAAACCUGAGUGAGAAGAAUGGGGAAGUAGAUAAAGAGAAAACCUCCAGAUUCUAAUGUUGGAAACCUUCUUUCCUCCUUCUCCUUUCAAUGUCCUCAAGUUGGCACACCUGAAAAGCUGAGGAGAAAGCAACUGUUAAACGUCCCUUCUCCUCACAAUGUGGACAGCUCUCCUAAAGAUUGCUCUUGUGCUUCCUUCAAUCUGGCUUCUGCCUUGACCCCUUCCAGACUAAAGUGGUAUGUCCCAGGAACAUAAGGAGCAGUAGCGGCUCAAAUCAUUUAUCUACUGUUAGUGGGGGAGCUGGGGUACGUCUAAAACCUGUGGAUUUAAAUCAGCUGUAAAGUCUGAUCUAAUACUUGAAGAAUUUCUUUUUUUUUUUUGUUGCUGUUGAGGUAGCCUUCGGUAAAGUGCUAACCAUAGUGACGCUGUUGGAUGGUGAAUGACCUUUGUAAUAUUUAGGUAAAUCUAAUGCAAAACUGACAGGUUUUGCUUUCGGUAAACCAGGAAUGGUGUGUGACUUACUGAUCUCACUGCUUAGUUUUGGAAUUCCUUUAAAGAAUGAAGAGAAAGUACUUUCAUCUCAUUUUUGAAGCUUUAAAAUACAUUCGCCUCGUUUCAUCUGAUUUGAGAGAGCCCUCGUAAUGACGUGACUGAUGGUUCAAGAAUCCAAAGACCCCAUCCAUCAAGCGCUGUCUAAAACUGUUGUUUGUUUUCAGACCCUAAUUGGCCAAUCAGGAGCCACCCCAUGACCAUCAGUAAGCAUUUUUUGCAUUUUAGUGGAAAUAUUGCUGUCAUUCGAAAGGUUUUGCACUACUCUGAGCUGAUCACUAGUGGCAGUGCUUUCAUCCUACACCAUAGAUAUCAGAAGGGAGAAUUUCUCUGAUAUGUAGUGAAGCAGGCUUUAAAAAAAUAUCUCACUCUGUGUGAUCAAGAUAUAGUAAAAUGAGGAAAAAUGACAUUUGCAAUGCUGCUACAUACAACUUUCCUUUGCCUUAUCAGAUCAUGAGAAGUGUGAGGUGUUUGAGCAGCUUAUCACUUCGUUGGUGGGCCUCAUUUGGUUUAAGGGCUGAUUACCCCCCCACACCCUUUAAUUUUACACAUGCAGGACCACAACCAGCUCAGAUCUCUCUUAGAUUCAUCUCAAAUUGCCCAGUGAGUCUGGACUGAUGGAAAGACCUCAGCAGUUUCUGAACACUGUAAUGCUUUAGUCUUAUAACACUAUCAACAGUUAACAAAGGUGGCCAUCCUGCAAACAGUGUCAAUAAAACAGGUUAAGAUACUGUAUAUUUUGUUGAAUGGAUGUACAGAGAAAAAAUGUAAAUUUAGAUAUGUACACAGUAAAGACACAGAUAUAACUGUAAAAGUUUCAAAGUUCUAUAUUUUAUUAAAACUGACACAGCUUUAAAAAGUGAAACACCUGAAGUAUAUCAUGAAUGGAGCUUUACUAAAACUGGAAGCUGGGGUCUUCUACACCAGCUUUAUCAGAGUCUAUUAAUAAUAUUAUACAGAGGAUAAAUAAACCUGCAGUAGCACUUGUGCUCUGAAACACUGGAUACAUAAGCGCUCUGGCUUAGUUUUAGUUCAGUGGAAUAUGCUCGGUUCUUCUUCACCCAGCCUUCUUUUCAUGUCUUUAGAAUCCUCAUUACAGACACACAGAACGACCAAAACAGAAAUACUUUCUCUCCCCAAGCAGUCAGAUCUGUAUAGCAUGUAAAAAUAUAAAAAAGCAAUAAAAUUUUGUUUGGAAAUCAUAA
Messenger RNA from Colossoma macropomum (tambaqui), 4358 nucleotides. Its product is annotated as ensconsin. Lineage: Eukaryota; Metazoa; Chordata; Actinopteri; Characiformes; Serrasalmidae. The record is from RefSeq and is a predicted model, not a curated record. Gene Ontology annotation, biological process: microtubule cytoskeleton organization. Bases 257 to 2605 code for a protein of 782 amino acids. The transcript is spliced from 19 exons. Gene Ontology annotation, cellular component: microtubule cytoskeleton.